GGUUCAUUAGACAAUAAUUUAUAACAGCGAUUCAGAAAAAAUUGUGAUAAAUUUUGUGCACGCUGAAAAUAUGCAAUGGAAGCCAACGCGUCGCUCGAUGAAAUUUCCAUUCAUUUGCUACAAUUACGGAAGGUACUUGAAGGACACGACAUUCUAAGAAAAUUUGAGUUUGAUGAAAACUAUCUGGUUAGGUUUUUGCUUGGAACCAAUUUCCAUGUACCCGACGCGUUGAAAAGGAUACUAGAAUUUCACCUCCUCUUCCUAAGUGACUAUACCUGGUUUACCACUGAUGGUCCUGCUGACAUAAUUGAGAUUCUUAAUAUGAACACCAUGAUUGGUUUACCGUUAAGAGAUAAGGAUGGAAGAAGUGUUAUACUUGUGAAACUAGGCAAUUUGGAUGUUUCAGUUGGGACAAUGGUAAUGCACGUGCAUUUGUUUCAUAUGUGGGCCGAGCACUUUAUUCAAGAUGAGCUAAGCCUGUUGAAAGGGGUGUGCAUUUUAAUAGACGUCAACUCAUUCUCGUGGGGAAUGUUUAAAUGGCUUACCCCUCACACUAUAAAAACGGCUAUUAGAAUGGUGGAAAACUACCCUGUUAAAGAAAUGACGUUUCACGUGGUAAAUAAAUCGUAUCUGCUUCAAGCAGCUGUGAAACUAGUGUGGCCGCUUUUAAGUAGAGAAAUGCAGUGUAGCGUCACCCGCCAAGCACGACCCGUGCUCGACCGGUCCGUUACAGCCCCUAACACAAUAGAAUAUUUUUGGUUGGAAUGUGGAAAAACCGACCUGAGGGAAUAAACAAUCCGAGGCCGGCAGUUACGCGUCGACCUCUCAUACAAUAAGGCUUGCUAAUAAACAAGUUUCAACAUCCAUUCUUUUCAUCUUUUUCCCGAAAUACUUAGCCCCACAGCAGCAAAAGAUAAAAUUUCAUUUUACGAAUUGGACUUCCUUACAUCAAUUCAUAGACCCAUUGCAUUUGCCGAAAGAGUAUGGAGGGAAUGGUCCAAAUAUCGAUUUUAAAAGUCCUAAAAAGAUGUUACUGGAAGAAGGUCAUGCUGUGAGCGAAAGGUUACGAAAAAAUUUCGUACUUCUUUCCAAGGUUUAGGAUUCCAUAUUGAGUGAAAGAUUUAAGAUGGUAUCCUGACAAAUUACCAACAGGAGGGUUAAUUGGGUCUACUCCCAAGUUGAACCACUCUCGGUGUGCUAGUGUUUUCAUUCAAAGGGAAUUUAUGA
Photinus pyralis (common eastern firefly) is the source of this 1227-nucleotide messenger RNA. RefSeq lists its product as uncharacterized. Lineage: Eukaryota; Metazoa; Arthropoda; Insecta; Coleoptera; Lampyridae. Gene Ontology annotation, cellular component: membrane. The coding region runs from base 76 to 792 and encodes 238 amino acids. The transcript is spliced from 5 exons. The record is from RefSeq and is a predicted model, not a curated record. Gene Ontology annotation, molecular function: phosphatidylinositol bisphosphate binding.